This is a messenger RNA of Rattus rattus (black rat), 3611 nucleotides long. RefSeq names its product high mobility group 20A (gene Hmg20a). The record is from RefSeq and is a predicted model, not a curated record. Lineage: Eukaryota; Metazoa; Chordata; Mammalia; Rodentia; Muridae. Gene Ontology annotation, cellular component: nucleus. Bases 278 to 1321 code for a protein of 347 amino acids. Gene Ontology annotation, biological process: regulation of gene expression. The transcript is spliced from 10 exons.
CUGAAAGUAUCGGGUAUAACAUUUCACGUCUCUCCUCAUCGGAACAAUUCUCAAUAUUACCACGAUAAAAGAAGUUACCUAUCUGGAGGUGACUAAGUGAUUAAGUAAAGAGUAAGAAAAAACAUCAAAAUAAAGUACUGCGGAGGAAUUUCUGUCAAGCUGUGAGACGACGGAGUGAAGAGUGAAGGCGAUUGCGAGGGGCUGAGGGAAUUGUCCUCUGUGCAAGGGACUUUCAUUAGUCCCCAGGCCCCUACCUGCCCCUACCGUCAGCAGGGAGAUGGAAAGCUUGAUGUCCAGUUCUACCCUGCCGCCCCUUUCUGCAGAUGAAGACGGCUCCAAGGAGAGUAACGGUCUGGCUGCAACUGGGUUAACACACCCCGAGGGUCCAUAUGGCAGUGCAGCCACAUCAACAACCAACAACCCAGAAUUUGUGGAGGAUCUCUCCCAAGGCCAGCUGCUUCAGAGUGAGUCUUCCAAUGCUGCAGAAGGCAGUGAGCAGAGGCCUGAAGAUGAGCAAAGAAGUAAACGAGGAGGCUGGUCCAAAGGGAGAAAAAGGAAGAAACCUCUUCGGGACAGCAAUGCACCCAAGUCCCCCCUUACAGGAUAUGUUCGAUUCAUGAAUGAGCGUAGAGAACAGCUUCGAGCAAAACGACCAGAGGUCCCAUUUCCAGAAAUCACAAGGAUGUUGGGCAACGAGUGGAGUAAACUGCCUCCUGAGGAAAAACAGCGCUACCUUGAUGAAGCAGACAGAGAUAAGGAGCGUUACAUGAAGGAACUGGAGCAGUAUCAAAAGACCGAAGCCUACAAGGUCUUCAGUAGGAAAACGCAAGACCGUCAGAAAGGCAAAUCUCAUCGGCAAGAUGCAGCCCGGCAGGCCACUCAUGAUCAUGAGAAAGAAACAGAAGUAAAGGAACGCUCUGUUUUUGACAUCCCUAUAUUUACCGAAGAGUUCCUAAACCACAGCAAAGCUCGUGAGGCAGAACUCCGCCAGCUUCGUAAAUCCAACAUGGAGUUUGAAGAAAGGAACGCAGCCCUACAGAAGCAUGUGGAAAGCAUGCGCACAGCAGUGGAGAAGCUGGAGGUUGAUGUGAUCCAGGAACGGAGCCGAAACACCGUCCUUCAGCAGCACCUGGAAACCCUGCGGCAGAUGUUGACCAGCAGCUUUGCCAGCAUGCCUUUGCCUGGAAGUGGAGAAAUACCAACAGUGGACACCAUUGACUCAUACAUGAACAGAUUGCACAGUAUAAUUUUAGCUAAUCCCCAAGACAACGAAAACUUCAUAGCUACAGUCCGAGAGGUUGUGAACAGGCUUGAUCGUUAAGCACUGAUCUUAGUGCUCCAAGAUGUAGUGUAUACACUUGCACAGAACGAGAGGCCGCCCAUUGACAUUUGAACUGAGACAGGGCAGAGGACUGCAGAUCCCCCCUGUGAAAGAAUUGUCAGUAAGUGAAAUGCUUUCAUCCCAGGAAGCUGCAUGAGGGAGCAACAGAGCCGGAUAUGUGAACUCUGUAGGAAUACCCUGUGUGAAGCUUUGAACGUGUACAGCCCCUCUGCUGAAGUGGAUCUGCAUACAUUCUCCUGACAACAUCGACCCAAGACUGACAUCUUCCUUCCCUCUGCAGCAGAAAGGAAGCUUUCUCAUCGUUACAAUCCCACUCCAGUUUUCUUACCCAGAUGUCACUUUUUUAAAUGCCUCUGGGGGACUGCUUUCCUUCACUCCUACCAAAAUACACAUCUCCAUUUUCUGACCUCUGGGUUUUGUUGCUCAGCGGGGCUUUGAAGGAGAAUUCUCAUUAGAUGGACCCAAUCUUCUCCAUCACUGCCCUGCUGUGACUCCAAAGAAGGGAGCUUCUUGUUGACAGUGCCCUGUGGAGCCAGGCAGUGUUUCCUGCCCUACAUGGUGCUCAGUGGGUGCCAGCCCCUCAGCAGGCUCUCUGACUGCUGCCCUGAAGGACAGUGCUCCCUUCUUCCUUCCUGGUCCUGCCUGCUGAUCUCUGAGCACUGCUCCUGCUCAGACUGGGAAUCCCAGCCACAGCAAGGUUCUUCAGUCCCCAGUAUCUUGUGGAGCACUUUCGCUGAGGAAAAGGUCAUUGGUAAAGAGCGGGGAGGAGAGUAAUGGAGCCCACAUCUGACUAAGAGGAAACAGAGCAACACUGUUCAGUGCACAGAUCCAUGCAUUAAGAUGAUGGGAACGUCUUUGGAAGAAGUCUCAUGAGCUCACAAAAAGGCACAGUGGAAUCCACUUGUGUUUGCUUUCCUCUGUAGCCACUAACUGCCGAAUCUGUGGAAUCUAUGAGGAAAAGGCAGCUUCCAUCCCUCCCUCUCCUUACUAUGGAAUUUUCUUGUUGUUUAAUCACAAAAACAAACAGGUUCUGUUUCUCUCCUCAGGGUCGGUUUUCAGUUUUUGGGUUGGGUUUGGGUUUUGGGUUGGGUUUGGGGUUUGGUUUGGUUGUAAGUUUGGGGUUUGGUUUGGUUUUUUGUUUUCCUUUUAUGCUCUAGAGAACAAGGAUAGAGGUGGCAGCUGAGAUCUUUGGAACCAAAGCAGAGCAUGCUGAGCCCAUGAUCUAGGCACUGGGCCACCAAAGGCAGGGCCCUCACAUAUGCCCAUAAGCCAGAGCCCCCAUGCUGUGGCCACAUCACCCUGUUCUCCGUACUGCAUCCUCUUCUACGUGCUUUAUUAGAUAGUCCAAAGGGGGCAGCAGUAGUAAUGAGAGCUGUGUGAGCACAUGGAACUCCAUGCACUGAAACCCACAUACCACUCGUUUAGAAAAAGACCCCUUAGGCACUGCACAGCCAGCCAGCUCUGCUGCCUGUGUCUGCCCGGCUCCCUCCUUCUUAGAUUGCUUGCCUGCUAAACCCAUGCUAACUCACUGUCUGGCAGAAGGACACCCAAGCCUGUUCUGGGAUUUUGUCUUCAGCCAGAUGCUUCCUGCCCUCCCUUCCUUCCUCCUCAUAUUGCUGUUUCUCUCUGUGUGCAGUUCUGCGCCAUUUCCAUAGCACUGAUCUUAACACCCAGAUAAAGCUAUGGCUCGGUCCAAAGAUCAUCUUUCUCCUCUUUACAGAUGUGAUACCUCAUCUCAUCUACACACAUUUGCAUAGCCAGAAUUUAGGAGGAUGGCAAGAGAAUCUACAGGAUGGAAUCCUUGUCACAGCAACAGCUUCCUUUCAAAUACUGCCUCUCCCAGCAGCUCAACACUUGCCUUAAGUGGCUGGGAUUCAGUCAGGUUAUGCAGGGCUGGUUUGUUCCACCUUGUGGCACCCCAUGCUCAACAUAGGGGAGGAGUUAAGGGUGCAGGCUGGUCCAAGGGUUUAUUCCCUGAAGGUUCAUGGCUGAUCCUGCACCUACGUGUUCUCAAGAAGGAAGCAGUUACCAAUUCAGUGUUACACAUUCCACUCUUGCUUUUUAUUAAAACACAGGAGCAGCUGGGGAAGGGAGAUGAGGGGCUUUAUAUCUGACAAGUUUUAGAAAAGGAAAUAUUGUGUACAUGUGUUUGGAGCUGUUGAAUUGCCAGGUUUCUGUACAAGCGUUUUGUAAUUAAACUUUUGGAUUUUCUUUAAGAAGUUGAUGUGCUUGCUUGACAUUUGUCUCAUUAAAACUUUUCUGUGUUGAA